Meleagris gallopavo (turkey) is the source of this 1354-nucleotide messenger RNA. NCBI's taxonomy places the organism in Eukaryota, Metazoa, Chordata, Aves, Galliformes, Phasianidae. The record is from RefSeq and is a predicted model, not a curated record.
GUAGGAGAUUCCUUUACACAGUUUCGAUUUGCUGAAGAGAAAGACUGGGAUACAGAAAACGUAUACUGUAAGCAGUUAUCUGCACUUUCUGUUGACUGCCAGUCCUUGGCCCAGGCCCUGCAGGAAUUGCCUCUACAUCUGAGGUUGAAUGUAGCUGCUGAACUUGUACAGGCAUCUACACCCAUAGAGCUACCACAGAUGAAAUCUAAAGUUGUUGAAGACAACAAGAGGAGAGAGCUGUUUCGAAAGUCUUUGUCUCAAAGGGAAACGGCGUUGGUCUCCCAAUCUGUUGGUGAUUCUGCUGCUUCAUUGGAGCCUGGAACUAAAAGUGAUCCUGUGACAAGUGCAGCAGAACCAUUUCAGAGAGCCCAUCUGCUAGCAAAGCAAGAGACUGACCAUUUGGAUGAAGAACUGGAUCGUCUCCUAAAUCUGGAUGCUCCCAUUCAUUCUGUGUCAGGUGCAUUAUCCUACAAUACAUCAACAGAGAAAGAUCUGAAAAUGGAAAGUAAAGAAAAUGAUCCUUCAACAGUAGAUGUGCCAGAAGAGAAAAGUACAGCACCACGGCAAGAGCAGAAAACAUCCAAAGUUGUUACCGAGGAAGAGCUUGAAGAUUGGCUGGACAGCAUGAUUUCCUGAAACCAAUUUUCCGUAUGUGAAUAAAUGAAUAUAGCUAAAGUCAAGUAGAAAGUGGAACCCUCCUUUAGCUGUUCUUUAUUUCAUUUAUUUGUUUCACUUGCCUGGUUUUAUUUGCAGGCACCUGAAAUUCUGUGCCACCAAAAUUUGAUUAGGUAUGAUUGAUUAAGUAGCGUCUAAGACUGUGUAACAUUCUUAGAGAGGCCUAAAAUUUGUGAUUAAGUUAAGUUGGGAUUUUUUUUUUUUUUUGCUUAAAAUGAAGGCUGCAGCAAACUGCCAGAGUCAUCAUUCCAACUUGUACUUGCUACAUGCGGUCCUUAAAAUAAAGCGAUGAAUGCACAACAAAUACAUGUCUUUAAUCAGCUUCCGCAUGCCACAUUUCUGUAUUGCUGAAAAAUCAGAAAGAAAUUACAAAGGUAGUAUUUAAUUUAUAAUAUUUUAUUGCGUGGGCACUUUCUACAAGAAGAAAAAUAAAUGCAUAAACCUUGCAGCUUCUAUUUGCAGGUGACAGUAGAGCAUUGUUUUAUUUUGGCCUGUGAUUUAAACUGUAUUCAUUUUGAUACAGGGUGUGUCUUGUAAUUAACAGCAGCAUCUAAUAAGCUGUUAUUGAAGGUUGUAUACAAACUUUGAGUGCAGUUUCAUACAGAAAGACAGAUAAGCAAUACAGUCAAUGGAUCUGUUCACCUAGAACACUAACAAAUAAAAAGUUUGCAUAGCUAUG